GUCAUCAAUGGGUUGCCGGGCGAGACCAUUUCGAGUGCCACUUGAAAACGAUUUACACAAUAUUUGAGUUAGUUUUUAAUGCAUGAGGUGUUUUAAAAAACUUCUUUAAUCGAUUUACUAACAUAAACCGGGAAAUGUAUCGAAAAAAAAGAGUAUUAGAGGCGUUCGAUGUUAAGCCCUUUUGGUAUUAAUGAGCCGUAGCCACUUCAGCUGACUGCGUCGUACGCAAGGCUACUCCAACUAACUAGUAGUAGCCGGGCGUUCGAGGGAGGUGGUCGGCCGUUCAGACGCGGAGUGAUAUGCGGAUAUGUUAUUUAGGUGUAAAAUGGUUUUGGAACGUUUGCCAUAGGCGUGACGGCGUCUAGAUUGUAUUAGAUCGUAUCGAUAAGUAUUGCGGGAUAGUGAGCGGCCGCGAGAGGCCGCGCCGUGAGUGUGUGUGCAGUGGGGGACGAUCAGGUCGAGCCGAGGCUCAAUAAUGCUCAAAUUCCUGACUCAUAAGCUCCGAACGCAUUCGUUGAAUGAGGAGAACGUUACCGAGAAGGUGGAGGAGCGGGACUCCGGCACCGAGUCGGACGACGAGGCGGAGCGCGCCGACACCGGUGAAUACUGUGCCGACGUCAUCAUGAAGUGGAAUGACGUCACAGACAUCAGUAUGAGCGGCGAGUCGUGUGCGCCGCGCCCGCCCGCCCCGGAACCCGACCAGCUGUACGACCACCACUCCUCGGAGGAGGAACUCGAGGUUAUAAACGGCAGCACGGCGAGUGCUCCGGGAGCCGGAGCCGUGCCAGCAAGGGGCGAGGGCCGGCGGCGCGGGGCGUCGUCCCCGGCCCGCGCGGCGCCCGAGAAGCGGCGCUGGCCCGCACAGCCCUACCAUGACGACGAGCUGGCGGCCCGCGCGCCCUCUUCCGACGACGACGACACUAAGGUGGAGACGCCGGUCCGUUUCCGUACGUCGCCCCCGCUGGAGGCGCUGAAGCCCCGGCGUGCUCUGGGUGGAGGCGGCGAGUCAUGCGGGUGCGCGCGCGCCCCUUCAUCCCCGCGCCGUCGCCGUCUGCCGCUACCACCGCCCAGACGACACAGACCCGCACUGGACUUUGAUAAGAUGCAGCAGCUGAAGGUGGGCGGCGGCGGGGCGCGGUCGUGGCGCGCAGUGGGCGGCGGCGCGCGCGGAGGAGAGCUGUCCGUGUUCUGCUGGUGAGGGUCCGCCGGUCUUCGAGUUCCUUUAUUGCACUCAAAUAAUGAUCAAAGUACAAACUAAUACUAUACACUGGAGCGAGCGAGUCGCGCCGCCCGGGCCGACGGAACGUAGUUUUUGGAAAUAUUUACUCCUUUUGAAUACCGUUUUAUCGAUCGCCGCUCGCCGUGGGCGGACCUGGACCUGGAGCUGGACCCGGAGCUGCAGCGGGAGACGACCCACACCAUGAUCUCUGUCAGUUUAUCAUUUUUACUGUGAAUGUCAAUUGAGACGCUCGACGUUCGUGCAUGUUAUAUAUCGGUUGUACCUAGUUAUUAAUUAUGUUAGUAGUUUAUUUAGCGGGCUGAUCGAUAUUCUGUUGAUGUUGUUGUGUUACAAACGAAAAUAAGAUACGAUAAAAAUGUGGUGCGAGUGUGGAUACAGUGGAUCUAACGAUAGAGACAUUAACUAAUUUUCAAAUCGAUACGAUGGAAGUACUAAGACUUUUUUUAAAAAUCGCUUGGAUAAAGAUCGUAUGUACAUAGCGGUAAGUUACGUAGGGUUUAAGUGCAGUCUUAGAUGUAGUAGGUAUAACAAAUUGUAUGGCGAGUGAGCUCCUUCGUCGCGAGCGGUGGGGCUCGUGUGCUGCGGGGGCGGGCGGCGGUGGGCGGUGGUAGCCGGUCUCCGCUCCAUCCACAGUCCAUACAUAUCACGCAGGCCGACCGCCGCCCGCCCCCACCCUCCACUUACUAUAUUAUUUAUAUUAUGUUUUUAUAUACUGAAUUAACAAGCGUAAUAAAGAGUGAGCAAACGGCACAUCCUCA
Molecule: messenger RNA, 1998 nt
Organism: Danaus plexippus (monarch butterfly)
Lineage: Eukaryota; Metazoa; Arthropoda; Insecta; Lepidoptera; Nymphalidae
Gene: Reph
Exons: 7
Coding region: 476-1198 (240 amino acids)
Source: RefSeq, a predicted model, not a curated record